This is a messenger RNA of Linum trigynum, 1199 nucleotides long. The record is from the annotation of a GenBank genome assembly. NCBI's taxonomy places the organism in Eukaryota, Viridiplantae, Streptophyta, Magnoliopsida, Malpighiales, Linaceae.
UCUAUAUGGGAUCACAUUAGAUUAUUGUUGUUUUUCCUUUGGCAAUGUAUAUUUAUCAACUACAACUAUAUCCAAUUAGUAAUAUCACAUUGGGGCUUCAAUUAAAAAUGCUCACAAAAAAAUCUAUUUUCAAUUAAAUCAAAGGAAUGGGGAAAAAGAAACCAAUUUUUCCUUUUUGAAAUAUUACCAUAUUAGAGAAACAAUUGAACCAAGUGGAGAUUUUUUGGGAUAAGAUAUGGAUAGCCAUAAAGGAAGCACCCCACCCAUAGCCCAAAGCUUCAACCUUUCUUCUUCACUCUCCAAACUCCCAUCACCCACAUCUCUCAAACAAAAUUUCUCCUAAACCAAACCCCAAAAAUGAUUUGAUCCCUCCCCCAAACAAAAAUCCAAACCAUGAACUCCAUCUCUGCAAUCCAAUCCCACCACCAUAAACAUUCCUUCCACCACCACCACUUCCUUUCUCAAACCCAUUCCCAACUUCCCUUUCCCCUCCAAACCCCCAAUUUCCCCAAUAAUCCAAACCACCCACGACGAAGAACAACACUAAUCCUCUCACUCUCACACAACCCACUUCACCACCCAAUCCCUUCUCAAUCACCACCCAACGACAGUCAAGAUCACGACGAAUUAGAGGGUUUCUGCGAGCCAGCAGCAAGAUCAAUGAUCGAGGUCAGAGCAGCUGCAGCAUCGCUUGGGCUGGCGGCGGCCCUGUAUCUCCUGUUCGUGGAUGAGCACGGCAGCAAGGCGAUGGCUUUGGGCCCGGAAGGCCCACUGAUGGAGGAGUUUUGGGACAAUGUGAGGAGGUAUGCUCUGUAUGCUCUGACUGUCAGCACCGGGGCUCUCUACACUGUAUUCUUGCCCAUCUGGGAGCUGCUGAAGAACCCAAUCUCUGCAAUCUUGGUUCUGGUUAUAUUCGCUGGUGGGUUCUAUAUUUUGACCCAGGUGGUUUCCGCCAUGGCUGGUCUCACCGAUUUUGAUUACUCUUACGCUUACUAGCAGCUUAUAGCUGAUGAGUGGCGGUUGAAGAUGAGACGUGGCCGGCCUUUAUACAGAGGAUUAUAGGUUGCUGUUGUUAUCCUUUCAUCUUCAACGAUUGAUUUGCAAGGGGGGAAUCGGGUCGGGUUUUAAUACAUGGAAUUGGACUUUUUCUCAUGCGUUGUUAUUCCAUUGGGCUGAAUUGAGAGCCCGUUGGGUUCAGC